Molecule: messenger RNA, 2348 nt
Organism: Dendrobium catenatum
Lineage: Eukaryota; Viridiplantae; Streptophyta; Magnoliopsida; Asparagales; Orchidaceae
Product: acetolactate synthase 1, chloroplastic
Exons: 1
Coding region: 79-2058 (659 amino acids)
Biological process (GO): L-valine biosynthetic process
Cellular component (GO): acetolactate synthase complex
Molecular function (GO): thiamine pyrophosphate binding; magnesium ion binding; flavin adenine dinucleotide binding
Source: RefSeq, a predicted model, not a curated record
AGCCUGCUAACCCCUAAUUCCGUUCCGCGAAGGUCGGCAUAAAUCUACCUUACAGCCUUUGACGCUCUUUCUCUACCAAUGGCUUCUUCUUCGGCGGCGGUGGUCGGAACGGCAGCGUUCAACCUUUCGGCCACCAGAAACAAAGACAUGCUUACCUCCAAGUCGUCCCGCAUUCUUUCCCCGUUCCCCAAAACCCUCACUCCUUUCCAAUCCUUCCCAAUUCCUGCCAUUCACUCCCUCCACCAUCGCUCCAUCUCCGCUGAAUUCUCCACAGAACCUCCGCCAUCAACAACCCUACCGCCCCCAUCCCAUCGCUUCUCCUUUAACGAACCACGCAAAGGUGCUGACGUCCUCGUCGAAUCUUUGGAACUUGAGGGCGUUACAGAUGUCUUCGCCUACCCGGGUGGCGCUUCCAUGGAGAUCCACCAAGCCCUAACCCGUUCCCCGUCCAUUAUUAACCACCUCCUCCGCCACGAACAAGGCGAGAUCUUCGCCGCCGAAGGCUACGCCCGCUCCACAGGACGCCCUGGAGUCUGCAUCGCCACUUCCGGCCCCGGUGCCACCAAUCUCGUCAGCGGUCUCGCCGAUGCGCUUCUCGAUUCUGUUCCCCUAGUUGCCAUCACGGGCCAGGUCCCUCGCCGCAUGAUCGGCACCGACGCGUUCCAGGAAACGCCUAUCGUCGAGGUAACCCGAUCCAUCACCAAGCAUAACUACCUUGUCCUUGACGUCGAGGAUAUACCUCGUGUGAUAAAGGAAGCGUUUUUUUUAGCGCGAUCAGGCCGACCCGGUCCUGUUCUUGUAGACAUCCCUAAAGACAUUCAGCAGCAGCUCGUUGUCCCUUGCCGGGACCCUCCGCUCCGUCUUCAAGGUUAUCUCUCUCGUCUCCCGAAACCUCCUCAAAAGAAUUUCAUUGAACAGGUGUUGCGCGUGGUGUCUGGGUCACGCCGCCCGGUUCUCUAUGUUGGGGGAGGGUGUGGCAACGCUAGCCCAGAACUUCGACGUUUUGUUGAGCUUACGGGGAUUCCUGUGGCCAGUACACUGAUGGGUCUCGGCGUCUACCCUACCGACGAUGGUCUCUCUCUGAAAAUGCUUGGAAUGCAUGGCACUGUGUAUGCUAACUAUGCUGUGGAUAAGUGCGACCUUCUUCUUGCAUUUGGAGUGAGGUUUGAUGACAGAGUUACUGGAAAGCUGGAGGCUUUUGCAAGCCGGGCUAAAAUUGUGCACAUUGACAUUGAUCCCGCGGAGAUUGGAAAGAACAAGCAGCCCCAUUUAUCCAUAUGUGCUGAUAUGAAGCAGUCGCUAGAAGCUUUAAAUUCUUUGAUUCAGGAAACAGGUUUGGAUAAAAAACUCAACUUUUCCCCAUGGAGGGAGGAGCUGGAUCAGCAGAAGAAAACUUAUCCCUUGAGCUACAAGGAAUUCGCAGAGGCAAUUCCUCCACAAUAUGCAAUUCAGAUGCUCGAUGAGCUGACAAAUGGCGAGGCAAUCAUAAGCACUGGUGUUGGACAGCACCAGAUGUGGGCUGCACAGUACUACACGUACAAGAGGCCUCGCCAGUGGUUGUCCUCAGCUGGAUUGGGGGCAAUGGGUUUUGGGCUUCCUGCGGCAGCUGGUGCCGCAGUUGGAAAUCCUGGUGUUACCGUUGUCGACAUUGAUGGAGAUGGAAGCUUUCUUAUGAAUAUCCAGGAGCUGGCGAUGAUUCAUAUAGAGAACCUUCCUGUAAAGGUCAUGGUGUUGAAUAACCAGCAUUUAGGCAUGGUUGUUCAGUGGGAGGAUCGUUUUUACAAGGCCAAUAGAGCACAUACAUACCUGGGUGAUCCUUCAAAUGAGACAGAGAUAUACCCCGAUCUUGUAGCUAUUGCAAAGGGCUUCAAGAUACCUGGAGCUCGUGUGACUAAAAAGAGCCAAGUGAGAGAAGCUAUAAAGGAGAUGCUGCAGACCCCAGGUCCUUACUUACUGGAUAUCAUUGUGCCGCACCAGGAGCAUGUCUUACCCAUGAUCCCAAGUGGAGGUGCAUUUAAAGAUGUGAUCACUGAAGGAGAUGGAAGAACACUUUAUUAGGCUAGUAGUUUUCAUCUAUGCUAGGUAAUCAGAUGCACUUAUUUAUGUCGUCAAACAUCUAGAUCGAUCAAUCAAUGUUUGGCAUGCUGUUCAUGCUGUUAGUAGUUGGUACAUGUAAGCUUGUUAGGUCAUGCAGUUCAUGCUGCAGUACUUGUUUGAGAUGCAAGAUUUUGUUUUCCUAGUUCUAUUUUUAUCCAACUUUCUUCUUGUUGGCUUCCUUCUACAGUUGCUUUCAGGGAUUUUGUCUGUUUACGAUGCAGGUUGAAUGAAAAAUUAAAAGUUACUUUGCA